CUUCAUGCCACUACUAGCCCGGACGGCUGUGCUGCUCGCGCGCCGGUGUAUGAGUGUACAGGAGUGUAUGGGUGUAUAUGAUGAGUGUGUGAGUGUGUGUGAGGGAGUGUGUGAGAAGUGCUAGCGACAUGACCAGAGCCCCACGAGCGAGUUCAGGCAAAUAUGGAGGUGUUUAAAGCGACCAUUUCAGUGCUGUGGAUAUUAAUGCUGAACCGAGUCCGGCAGAGCUGCGCUGAGGAAGUGGUCUUGCUGAAUUCUAAGGAAUCCCAGGCGGAGCUGGGCUGGACCUCAUAUCCCUCAAAUGGAUGGGAGGAGAUUAGUGGCGUGGACGAGAAGUACAAGCCCAUUCGCACCUACCAGGUGUGCAACGUAAUGGAGCCCAGCCAGAACAACUGGCUGCAGACGGGCUGGAUCUGGCGGCAGGGCGGCCAGCGCAUCUUCAUCGAGCUGCAGUUCACGCUGAGAGACUGCAACAGCAUACCCGGAGUCGCCGGCAGCUGCAAGGAGACCUUCAACCUGCUGUACGCCGAGUCGGACUGGGACCUGGGGAGAGUGGCCCGCGAGGACCGCUACAGCAAGAUCGACACCAUCGCCGCUGAUGAGAGCUUCACGCAGGGCGACCUGGGCGAGAGGAAGAUGAAGCUGAACACAGAGGUGCGCGAGAUCGGCCACCUCAACCGUAAGGGCUUCCACUUGGCCUUCCAGGACGUGGGCGCGUGUGUGGCCAUCGUGUCUGUGCGCGUUUACUACAAGCGCUGCCUGUCGACUGUACAGAACCUGGCUGUUUUCCCCGACACGGUGGCGGAGGCGGCCUUCGCCACGCUGGUGGAGGUCAGGGGGACGUGUGUGAAUAACUCUGAGGUGGACACGGACUCGCCUCCCAGGAUGCACUGCAGCGCUGAGGGGGAGUGGCUUGUGCCCAUAGGGAAGUGCAGCUGCAGCGCUGGAUAUGAGGAGGGCCACAGUAGCUGUGAAGCCUGUCCGAAGGGCACCUAUAAGAUGUCAUCGAGGCAGCAGGAGUGUUUCCCGUGUCCGGGGCACAGCGUGGCCGAGGAGGAGGGCUCGGUGCUGUGUGUGUGCGAGGAGGACCACUUCAGGACCCCGCUGGACCCCCCCUCUGCUCCGUGCACACGACCCCCGUCUCCUCCCCGAGAGCUGGUCUACAGCCUCAAACAGUCCACCCUUAUCCUAGAAUGGGCGGCACCCAACGACUCAGGUGGACGAGGGGACCUGAGCUAUACCGUGGGCUGUCGGCGCUGUGUGGGGCCACCACGGGCUCCUCAGACCCAGUGCGAGCCGUGCGGGGCCAGCGUGGGCUUCGUGCCCCAGCAGAGCGGCCUGACCGAGCGCACGGUCAACGUGGUCAACCUGCUGCCCAACUCCAACUACUCCUUCAGCGUGGAGGCUCGCAACGGCGUCUCAGAGCUGCUGCCCAACAAACGCUUCUACACCCAGGUCAACGUCUCCACCAGCCUACCAGCGCCCUCUCAGGUGAGCGAGUUGCGUGCGGAGAAGGUUGAGCAGCGCAGUGUGACUCUGGCCUGGAGGGAGUCUGGAAACCCCAACAGCAGCCGGACAGAGUACGAGAUCAAAUACUAUGAGAAGGAUCAGAAAGACCAGAGCUAUUCCACAGUGAAGACCGCAGCCACCAAAAUCAGCGUGAACAACCUGAAACCAGGCACCACCUACGUCUUCCUGAUCCGGACAUGUUCAAGCCCCGCCCCUUCCUCCCUCUCAUCUUCACUGCUCUCCUCUGCCUCUUCCUCAACAUCGGCCGCAGGCUCCACCUCUUCAUCAGCAGCAGUAGCAGCAGCUGUGGCACCCUCGCCCUCUCCACUGGACUACGGUGCUUAUAGUACUCCACUGGAGCUGCAGACCCUCGGGGAACUGGCCCUGGCGUCCAGUGAGCAGAGUCCGGUGGUGAUCAUCGUGGUGGUGUCUGUAGCGGCUCUGAUCAUGCUGCUAUCUCUGGGAGUCGGGCUGCUGAUCUGGAGAAGGCAGUGUGGCUACAGCAAGGCCAACCAGGAGGGGGAUGAGGAACUCUACUUCCAGUUUAAGAUUCCUACCAGAAGGACGUACAUUGACCCGGAGACGUGUGAGGAUCUGCUGCAGGCUGUUCAUGCCUUCGCUAAGGAGCUCGACAACUCCAGCGUCAAGAUCGAGAGGAUCGUUCACACCGGAGACUUCGGGGAGGUGUGUCGUGGCUGUCUGAAGCUGCCCAGUAAGCGAGAGCUGCCGGUGGCCAUCAAGACUCUGCGGGCCGGCUGCUCCGAAAAACAGAGGCGCUCCUUCCUGUCUGAGGCUGGAAUCCUGGGGCAGUUCGAUCACGCCAACAUCGUCCGGCUGGAGGGAGUCAUCACCAGAGGUAGCACUAUGAUGAUCGUGGUGGAGUCUAUGACCAAUGGUUCACUGGAUUCCUUCCUGCGGAAACAUGAAGGUCAGCUGAGUGUGCUGCAGCUGGUGGACCUGCUGAGCGGAGUGGCCUCUGGGAUGAAGUACCUGACGGAGAUGGGUUUUGUCCACCGGCGUCUCGCUGCGCACAAAGUGCUGGUGAACAGCAGCCUGGUCUGCAAAGUGUCCGGCUUCCGGCCGCUGCAGGACGACAAGAUCGAGGCCGUCUACACCACACUGCACGGUGGUAAGAGUGUGGUGUUAUGGACGGCUCCGGAGGCGAUUCAGUACCACCGCUACAGUUCAGCCUCAGAUGUCUGGAGCUUUGGCAUCGUCAUGUGGGAGGUGAUGUCAUUUGGAGAGCGGCCGUACUGGGAUAUGGGCAACCAAGACGUAAUCAAAGCUAUAGAAGAUGGUUUCCGGUUGCCGGCCCCCCUCAACUGCCCUCCAUCCCUUCACCAGCUGAUGCUGGACUGCUGGCAGAAGGAGAGGACGGAGAGACCCAGCUUCACCCAGAUCCACAGCGCCCUCAGCAAAACCAUCCGCAGCCCAGAUAACAUCGGCUCCUCCACACUCGCACGCAGGACGCUGGCCUCCUCGUCUAUCUCUCUGGCUGAGAGGACUCUCCCCUCUUUCCCCUCGUUCAGCUCGGUGGGUGAGUGGCUGGAGGCGGUGGAUAUGGGUCGCUAUAAAGACAACUUCACAGCAGCCGGCUACUGCUACCUGGAGUCCGUCGCCCGCAUGACUGUACAGGACGUUCUAAGUCUAGGCAUCACUUCUCUGGAGCAUCAGAAGCAGAUGCUGUCAGCCAUUCAGACUCUCAGAGCACAAGUCAUCCAGAUGCACGGCCGUGGAGUGCAGGUCUAACACACACACACACACACACACCAACACAUACCAGCACACACACUCUCCAAACGAACUGGAGUGCUCUCAGCGAGGACGGGGAGAGAGACGAAUGGACCUCUGUUCCCAUAGUGACCCAGUAUAGGAUGCCCACCGGUAGGAAGAUUGAGGGGUGGAGGAUCAUGUGACCAUGAGUACCAACUAAGAGUACCACUGUUCACAUUUUUUCUGUAUUUCGGCUCUUUUUUCCCUCAAACCUGAACGUUUCCCUGAUGUUAAAGGGGCGUUCCAACAGUACCAUCAGUCUGAACCAUGUGGGCUAUUCACUGGAUGUCGUGGACACUCCUGUGGAAGGAAUGAUUUUGGUCCAUUUCUUGGACUCCCAUUCUUGGAAAUACUGGUUCCAUGGUUCAGUUUGUGCUGUUUUGGGCCAUUUUUUACUACUGCACUGUACUGGAUGCCUGAUCGGACCUGGAUACAAGUAUUUUGAAACACUUUAAAGCUGUAAUGGACGCAAAAACAGCAAAAAGACGAUCAAAUGACAACAGCCCAUAACAAAAGCUUGUGAAUUAGCAGCUAGGAACUAGAAGUUUUUCCUAUUUCGGCCCUGUUUUCCCUCAAAACCGGAAAGCUUCCUGAACAUCAAGUGUUCUUCCAACAGAUCCAAUUGUUCCAGCAGUCUGAACAAGGUGAGAUACUCUUGGGACAACAUAGAGACUCCAGUGGAAGGGAUGGAUGGUUUUGGUCCAUUUCUUGGACUAUUUUCUAAAACUUGGGUUUAAACAUUGUCCAUCUACCUUCCCAAUCUUGGAAAUAAUGGUUGAGUCCAUACAGUUUUAGAACAUUUACCCUACAGAACUGUCCUGGAAUCCUCCUUAGACAUGGGCACAGUGGAUUAGUCUUCAGGGCCAAGAACUUUAAAGCUGUAAAGGACUCGAACAAAGCCAGAAGACCCUCCAAUAAUUAGCAGUACUUAUUUUUCCUUUAACCUGAACACUUCCUGGGCGUUAACGGAUGUUCCAACAGUUCCAAUGGUUCCACCAGUCUCAGAAGUCUGAACAUUGUGGGCUAGUCUUGGGAAGGAAUGGAUUUAUUUUGGAAAAAAUGGUUUUGGUCCAUUUCUUGGAAGUGGCUCUUGAAAUAUGAACUAAAUGCUAUCCACUUACCUUCUGAUUCAUGGAAAUUAUGGUCCAGUGGUGUGAUCCAUACCAUUUUGGGCCAUUUACCCUACAGCACUGUCCUGUAUGCCUCCCUAGAUCUGGGAAACUUUUUUUUCAAGAACUUUGAAGCUAUAAUGGACUCGAAUUCAGCCAAAACAGUGUCAAAAAUGUACAAUUUUAUUUUUGGCCCUGUUUUCUUUAAACCUGUACACUUCCUGAACUUCAAUGGCCGUGUCAACAACAUGGGCUUAACCACUCCUGGAAAUAAUGGUUCACUGGUUCCAUUCAUGCCUCCACAGACCUGGGCACAGUGGAUUAGUGGAUUAGAACACAGCCAAAAGACAGACGCUCCAAAUGCCAACAGUCCUAUAACAAAGGCUUGUGAAUUAGCAGUUAGCAAUUCAGCAAUUAGCAGUACGAGCUACUGCCCACAACACUUCCUUUAUAGUGGACUGAGGAGGAGCAUGUUGCCAAGUUGAAGAUAAAUAAAUAAAUCUGCUCUUACAAGCAGGAGAGAACAUCAAAACCUUCAGGAAUAACAAAAAGAACUUCUACUGAUCUGAGAGAUCAAAGGAAAUAAGACACUGUAAAUCCAGACUUUUUAUUUAUUACCUGUACGACCCCCAAACCCGCGUCCCUGUGUACUUCAGUUGUGUCUUAUUAUCAUUGUCACUUUCACUCACUUUUCAGAAAACUAUUCUCUUUCUAUUUCUUUCUUUUUUUCUUCUUCUUCUUCACUUUUCACUGCUUUGAAAGACGAACCCUAAAUAUGUUCACUUCAGACAGAAAUGAAGGUUUCAUUUAUAUUAUUAGUAUUAUAUUUAUUAUUACUAUUACUACUGCUGCGUCUUCACUGCAGAAGAUGCUUGUUGCACUGUAAAGUUUGAGGCUCUCUCAAUAGCGUGUAUCAUAUUUAUCAGCCUAUUUACUUCCGUUUUCCGGACGCUUGCCGACCCUCUUUUUGAACGGACCUGGCUGUGAGCAGUUCUAUGGAUGCAGUGUGAGGAAAAAGACGAUAGAGCAGUAUUAAAAAAAAAAAUUGAUCCUGAUACGUUGCCGUUCCAUUGGAUCGUAACUUUUGAUCAUGGCUGUGGAGUAUAUAUUUUUUUACAGCGCUUUCAGCAGGUGUGUAUGGGUGGUCUGUGAGUGGUCAGUCGCUUGCCUACAGACGGAAUUAUGUACUGUAGCGUAUGGAAUAUGAAAGUAUUGCCCGGAAGAUUCGGACAAAAGCGUGGCUUGAUGUUGGUAUUUUGCACCACAGUUGUUCUUCAGGAAGAGGUGUGCUGAAUGUUCUAGUAUUAUUGAAUUUUUGAAGUGUUACUUUUCGCCGUGUACAGUAGGGUGGCUGAGGAGGAGGAGUUUAAGUGUUCUGAGAUUCAGAUUACGCAUAAUUUAAUGAGUAUUUAAGAGAAAUUGAAAAAAAUAAGAAAAAAAAAACAGUUUUGCAUCAGCUGAUUCUUUCCUGACAGUGUGAACAGUCAAUUCACAACAUCUUAAUUCACUGUCUAGGUAAAUAAGUUAAUUGUGUUUGAGAAUAGUUUGGAUUGAAUUAAAGAAUCAAAAAUACUUACAAAAAUAUGCAUCACUGCAAAUGUGUAUCAUUGGUUUAUUUGAAUUCAGAUUCAAAUGUAGUUUAAAAAGAAAACAGCAUGUGAUCAAGUGUGCACAGUCAAAUAGAAGAAGAAUAGAAGAUUCAGAUCAGAUUCAUAUAUGUGUUAAUAAAUGGUUUAUUUGAAUUUGCUUUCAGAUCAGAAUUAACUUUAAAAAUGGCAACAUAUGGAAUAUGUAUAAACAGCUGAUCUGAAUUCAGAUCCAGUUUGAAAUCCAGUUUGAAAUGUGAACGUCUCAAAAAUCCCAGACCUAAAAUGUGUCUUUGUAGGACGUAAUUGUGUGAGUUUAUUAGUUUAUUUGAAUUCAGGUAGUUCAAAACCACCGCGUGUGAUCAAGUGUGCACAGUCAAAUAGAAUUAAGAUUCAGAUGUUUUUGGAUCAAAAUUUAAUUUGAAAUGACAACAUGUAUCAAUAUAUAAGCAUCUGAUCUGAAUUUAGAUCCAGUUUGGAAUGUGAACUCCUCAAAAAUCUCAAAACUAAAAUGUGUAUGCAGUUGAUUCGCUUUAGGAGACUACUACAAAUGCGCAACAGCAAAUAUGUGUAUGAAUGGAUUAUUUGAAUUGAAAUUCAAAUAAAUAGAAAUGUACUUGAAAUGGCAACGUGUAAACAGUUGUAACAGCUGAAUUCAGAACCAGAUUAAAAGGUCAUUUAAAGUCGCAGCACAUAAAGGUAGAUGAAAUGUUGAUUUUUUUUUUUCAUUUUUUUAAUAAGAUUCAAAUAAAAAAUACUACAAUUAAUUUGCUUUGAAAGUGCAACUUGUGUGAACAGUUGAGUUCAAAUCAGAUUCGCAUCAGGAUUAUGUUACUUAUGAUGAACUAUGGGAAGAAGUGUUAUUUAUUUAUUAAUUAAUUUAUUUAUUUUGCGACGGUUUCUGCAUAUCGAUGUCUUUGUUAGUUUUACUGCAGUAAAAGAUGGAAUGUGGUAAAUGGUGAGUACAGUACGAACAUUUCCCUCUUGCUUUUCAAACAUUUACAUUUACACCCUGUAGACUCUCUCUCUCUCUCACACACACACACACACACACACACACACACACACUCUCUCUUAUACAUACAGGAACAGUAUUGCACUGUCUGACGGCCGUUUACUCUUCCCCCUAGUGAAUGAUACUGUAUCCUCUCUGUGCAUUUAUUAUAUCAUCAGAUCUCUGUUUGAUACUGUAAAUAUGUACUUGAAAAUGCAAUCUAUUUUUAUAAUUUGUUUGAGAAACAAUGCGUUGAAUAUAUCUUCUCACUGUGUUCAGAAGUUUCAUCGUUUGAAUUAGGAGAGUAGCGAAGAGCCUUGGUUAUUUGGAAUAAACUGAAGUUAAAAAAAAAACUUUUCUUUUUUUCUUGGUUAGAUUUUUUGAUGAUUUUUACUUGUUAGAAAAAAAAAAGAUGGCUGUUAAAAUAUUGAAAUGUGUUAUUAAAAAAGACAAGACAAGCA
Molecule: messenger RNA, 7432 nt
Organism: Astyanax mexicanus (Mexican tetra)
Lineage: Eukaryota; Metazoa; Chordata; Actinopteri; Characiformes; Acestrorhamphidae
Product: ephrin type-A receptor 7
Exons: 17
Coding region: 163-3258 (1031 amino acids)
Biological process (GO): cell surface receptor protein tyrosine kinase signaling pathway; axon guidance; protein phosphorylation
Cellular component (GO): plasma membrane; neuron projection
Molecular function (GO): ATP binding; transmembrane-ephrin receptor activity; protein binding
Source: RefSeq, a predicted model, not a curated record